Penicillium hordei is the source of this 2019-nucleotide messenger RNA. Its product is annotated as acetyl-CoA synthetase-like protein. The record is from RefSeq and is a predicted model, not a curated record. The coding region runs from base 1 to 2019 and encodes 672 amino acids. Gene Ontology annotation, molecular function: catalytic activity; phosphopantetheine binding. Gene Ontology annotation, cellular component: cytoplasm. Lineage: Eukaryota; Fungi; Ascomycota; Eurotiomycetes; Eurotiales; Aspergillaceae. Gene Ontology annotation, biological process: secondary metabolite biosynthetic process; amino acid activation for nonribosomal peptide biosynthetic process. The transcript has 2 exons.
AUGACCCCAUCGGACAGUGCCUCAAAUUCUCCAAAGAGCGAUAGUGAGACGAACACCUUCUUUGACGGAGAAAUGGCAACAAACAAUGAACAACAGUUCUUCCAAAUUUGUGCUGAGGUACUUAAAAUCCCGGUCGAAAAGCUGGAUAAGUCUCAGUCCUUCAUCGGACUGGGUGGAGACUCCAUUGCGGCAAUUGGCCUAAUUGCGCGAUGCGAGGACAGAGGAAUCGAAGUAAAGACGGGCGAUAUCAUCAACUUAAACAGCAUUGCAGAGCUCUUCUCGACAACCAAAUUGCGAUCGUCUCGAGAAAAUGAUAGUCCAGCCUACUCAACAGUCGAGGGGACCUCCGGACACAAGGAAGGCGAAUCCGAACGUUUCAGUAUCUGGCAGGAUUACAGCCGGGCUACACCUGAAGAGAGAAUACGACUGCUUCAGCAGGUUGCACUGGAGUGUGGGCUUGAAGCAGACUCGAUCGAAGAUGUGUACCCAUGCACUCCGUUGCAAGAAGGUUUGAUGGCCAUCUCUGCCCGCAAACCAGCGGCCUACGUCGACCGCCGAGCAUUUGCCCUGGGACCAAACAUCGAUCUCCAUCGUUUCCAAGCAGCAUGGGAUAUUUUGAUAGAGCGGACCGCCAUUCUUCGCACUCGAAUUAUCAUAGGACCCAGUGGUCGAUCUUUGCAGGUGGUGACCCGCAACCGCAUUCUUUGGCGACACAGUUCCACCCUUAAGAGUUAUCUGGCGGAGGAUCGAAAAGAAGGUAUGCAGCUUGGUCAGCCUUUAGCCCGCUGCGGACUCGUUCCGAAAUUAGUCGAUGGAGAGGGAGCGACGUUUAUGUGGACGGCUCACCAUAGUAUCUACGAUGGAUGGAGUGCGCAGCUCCUCUACCGCCGCUUAGCCGCAGUUUACUUCCAACAGCAGCUGCCGCAAUCUAUCCCAUAUACCCGAUUCGUGCGAUACAUGGAAGGAAAAGACCCGGUUAUUGCUGCAAACUACUGGCGCCACCAACUUCAGCGCGAGAAUGUUAAUUCCGUGGCGCAUUGGCCAGCAUUACUCCACCCCAACUAUCAGCCUAGUCCCCGGGCCCAAUUCAAAGGCGAAAUCCCAAUUCUCGAAGGCGCCGAACAAGGACUCGUCAUGAUGUCACAUGUCUUGCGCGCCGCUUGGGCGCUAGUCAUAUCCCAGUACACUGGGCAGGACGAUAUCAUUUUUGCUGCUACGGUAUCGGGCCGCAAUGCCCCUGUCUCGCAGAUCGCCGAGAUUGCAGCCCCAUUGAUCACUACAGUUCCCGUGCGUAUCGGCAUUGACCCGACUCAGACAGUUGGCAAAUUCCUACAGGCAGUGCAGCGCCAAGCGACUGACAUGAUUGACCAUGAGCACACUGGUUUGCAGAUGAUAAAAACCAUGCUACCGGACCUGCAUGAUGUUUUGGAACUCCAGAACCUGUUGAUUAUCCAGCCAGCAUCGGAACAAGAUGUCUACAAAGCCUUCCCUGGACUCAGUCCGAUCUCCCUACCAAUGGAGGACUUCGACAGCUACGCUGUAAACGUGGAGUGUACCCUGGGGAGUGAAGCUGUGAAGAUAGAGGUUAUGUAUGACGAAGAUAUGAUUGCUGCAGCGGACUUGACUAAGGUUAUGGAACAAUUCAUCUUCUUGGCGCAGGGAUUGUGCCACCCGUUGGCCCGGGAUCGACCGUUGCAAGAGGCGAUGGGAAUUUCCCCGAGUGACCGGCAGCUGAUUUUAGAUUGGAACACCGCCGUUCCCAAGCCAGUGAGCCGGUGUAUUCACGAUCUGGUGACUGACCAGGUGAUGAGCCGGUCCACGGCCAUCGCAGUCGAUGCAUGGGAUGGUGAGUUACAGUACGCCGAGUUAGCGAGCUACAGUAAUUCACUGGCCCAUUUCCUCGUCAGCUUGGGAGUAGGACCCGAAAAUACCGUUGGACUGUGUAUGGACAAGUCUAAAUGGGCUGUGGUAGCCAUGUUGGCCACUCUAAUAUUCUUCAGGACGCCGGAACCAAAGUGA